Messenger RNA from Danio aesculapii, 1638 nucleotides. It is a transcript of the gene kcnj14, whose product is annotated as potassium inwardly rectifying channel subfamily J member 14. Gene Ontology annotation, molecular function: inward rectifier potassium channel activity. The transcript has 3 exons. The coding region runs from base 1 to 1638 and encodes 545 amino acids. Gene Ontology annotation, biological process: regulation of monoatomic ion transmembrane transport; potassium ion import across plasma membrane. NCBI's taxonomy places the organism in Eukaryota, Metazoa, Chordata, Actinopteri, Cypriniformes, Danionidae. Gene Ontology annotation, cellular component: plasma membrane. The record is from RefSeq and is a predicted model, not a curated record.
AUGGGGGCCGCUCGAGUGAAGCGGCGCUUCAGUGCAGUUGUGGACACCCCUCUGGAUGAGGAAGAAGUCAUGAGAUUGGCACAAAGUGAUGAUGGCACUUCUUCCCAUUCGGGCACACUUCCAUCUCCCAACUGCAAUGGCAAAGUGCUCAACCUUCUCCACAGCAAUGGAGGAAGGAGUGGAGAGAUGGAUGAGGAUGAUGAUGAUGAUGCGGAGAAGGAUGAUGAUGAUGAUGAGGAUGAGGAGGAGGAAGGGGGAGGAAGGAGGGGAGGGGGAGGACGUGGCUCGGCACUCAGUGGGGAGUCUGGGGUAGAAGGGAGGUGGGAGAGGAGCAAAAGAGCAUCCUUACCUUCCCUUUCUCCCACACCACUCCGGGAUCGCCGCCGCCAGUCCCGCCGGCCCCGAAGGCGCUUUGUAGGCAAGGACGGGCGCUGCAACGUCACCUUCGUCAACAUGAGCGAAAGGGGCCAGCGCUACCUAACUGACCUCUUCACCACCUGCGUUGACAUCCGCUGGCGCUGGAUGCUUGUGGUGUUCACCCUCUCCUUCUUGCUCACCUGGCUUCUCUUUGGUUUCACGUUCUGGCUCAUCGCUGCUGCUCAUGGGGAUCUGAAUCCCUUAGCAUCAUCUUCCUCUUCUCCCUCAUCUCUUUCCUCCUCUUUGGCUCCACUGGAAGCCACUGAAGGUUCCAGUCGAGUGGAAAUGGUGGCAGAGACAGAGGAACCCUGCUUUCAGCAAGUGAACAGCUUCAUGGCGGCGUUCCUCUUCUCUCUGGAGACACAGACAUCUAUUGGUUAUGGCUUCCGGAGCGUUACCGAGGCCUGCCCCCUGGCGGUGUUGGCUGUCGUGUUGCAGUGCAUUGUGGGCUGCAUCAUCGACGCUUUCAUCAUUGGGGCGGUAAUGGCUAAAAUCGCCAAGCCCAAGAAGCGCAAUGAGACACUGGUGUUCUCGGAUGUGGCUGUGGUGGCCGUGAGGGACGGGAAACUCUGCAUGAUGUGGCGAGUGGGAAACUUGCGUAAGAGCCACCUGGUGGAGGCCCAUGUUCGAGCACAGCUACUCAAGCCACGGGUGACCCCUGAGGGCGAGUUCCUACCAUUGGACAACGCAGACCUCAAUGUCGGCUUUGACACAGGAACAGAUCGCAUAUUUUUGGUGUCACCUGUGACCAUUGUACAUGAAAUUAAUGAGGAGAGCCCCUUCUUCGAAAUGGACAAAAGUACACUAGAGGGAGACAAAGAGUUGGAAGUGGUGGUGAUUCUGGAAGGCAUGGUGGAGGCCACUGCCAUGACCACUCAAUGCCGUUCCUCUUUCCUGGCUUCUGAGAUUCUCUGGGGUCACCGAUUUGAGCCUGUGCUCUUUGAAAGGAAGAACUGCUACCAGGUGGACUACUCAUACUUCAACAGGACUUAUGAGGUCACGGACACUCCCACUUGCAGCGCUAAAGAGUUAGCAGAGAAAAAGUACAUUGCAGGCUCCCGUUCCUCCUUCUGCUACGAGAAUGAGGUGGCUCUGCAGCUCUCCUCUUCUGUCCUGCCCUGCACUGACCAGUUCUCUCCAUCCCCCUGUUCAUCCCCCCCUCAGUCGCCCACACCACCACCUCGACAAGACUCCUGCAGUGAACACCCACACAUACACUGA